AUGAACUUUUGGAGGUACUGCUUUUUUGCUUUCACUGUGUUCAGUGGGGUUAUUUUUGUGAUAUUUUAUAAUAGCCCGUUACACCUGCCAAAGAGUUUCGGGAUGCUGAAUAGCUCCAGUCACAGGUAUUUUAGAAUACACGCCUGUGAUUACGCCUUAGAAGAUAAGUCCACUUUUUUGUGGGGAAAGAUGUUGCCAUCACCUUUGGGGAGUGUCCCCUGUAAGGACUACCUGAUCCAAAAUCACUACAUCACCAGCCCCCUGUCGGAAGAAGAAGUUGCUUUUCCUUUGGCUUAUGUCAUGGUCAUCCAUAAGGACUUUGAUACUUUUGAAAGGCUCUUCAGGGCUAUCUAUAUGCCCCAAAAUGUCUACUGCGUUCAUGUGGAUGAGAAAGCCACAGCUGAGUUUAAGGAAUCUGUGUGGCAGUUACUGAGUUGCUUCCCAAAUGCUUUUGUUGCUUCCAAGAUGGAGCCAGUGGUCUAUGGGGGUAUCUCCAGGCUCCAGGCUGACCUGAACUGCCUAAAAGACCUCGUGGCGUCCAAGGUGCCGUGGAAGUACGCCAUCAACACGUGCGGGCAAGACUUUCCCCUGAAAACCAACAAGGAGAUAAUUCGGUAUCUGAAAGGCUUUAAAGGGAAAAACAUUACCCCGGGGGUGCUGCCGCCCAAUCACGCAAUUAAGCGGACUAAAUUCGUCCACCGGGAGCAUAUAGGCGAAGAUGGCUCCUUUGUGAAAAAUACAAAUAUUUUGAAAACCUCACCUCCACAUCAGCUGACCAUCUACUUUGGCACUGCCUAUGUGGCCCUUACCAGAGAGUUUGUCGACUUUGUCUUCCAUGACAAAAGGGCCAUUGAUCUACUACACUGGUCAAAAGAUACUUACAGCCCCGAUGAACAUUUCUGGGUGACACUUAAUAGGAUUCCAGGUGUCCCUGGCUCCAUGCCAAACGCAUCGUGGACUGGUAACCUCAGGGCUAUAAAGUGGAUUGACAUGGAAGAUAAACACGGAGGCUGCCAUGGCCGCUAUGUCCACGGCAUCUGUAUCUAUGGAAACGGAGACUUGAAGUGGUUGAUUAAUUCGCCCAGCCUCUUCGCUAACAAGUUUGAGCUUUCCACGUACCCCCUCACCGUGGAAUGCCUCGAACUGAGGCUUCGAGAAAGAACCCUAAAUCAGAGUGAAACAGUAAUACAGCCCAGCUGGUAUUUCUGA
Odobenus rosmarus divergens (Pacific walrus) is the source of this 1209-nucleotide messenger RNA. Its product is annotated as glucosaminyl (N-acetyl) transferase 2, I-branching enzyme (I blood group). Gene Ontology annotation, molecular function: acetylglucosaminyltransferase activity. The transcript is spliced from 3 exons. NCBI's taxonomy places the organism in Eukaryota, Metazoa, Chordata, Mammalia, Carnivora, Odobenidae. Gene Ontology annotation, cellular component: membrane. Gene Ontology annotation, biological process: transforming growth factor beta receptor signaling pathway. The coding region runs from base 1 to 1209 and encodes 402 amino acids. The record is from RefSeq and is a predicted model, not a curated record.